AUGCUGACUGCAUUUUUAUUACUCCUGGUGCUCAGACUGAGUCGUAAGUAACAUUUUCUAAAGUGAAUCAGAUUUGUAUUUUUGAGUUUGAUACUUUAAAUUAUUCACUUAUUAUCUUUCGCUUUUGUUUAACACUGAUAUUUCCUCAUUUUGUUCAGGUUGCACAGCUGAUGAGAACUACGAGACAAAGACAGUCAGCAUGAAAGAUGGUGUGACUUUGUCGUGUCCUCGGGAUACCUCUUGGUUGGAAACAAAUUUAUUCUGGUUCAGGAUGGUUUCUGGAGGCACGCCUGAAUUUUUGGGAGGAACCCCGAGCUUUGACUAUGAAGAAGUUACUGAAACUUCUCACUUCACAGUAAAACAAGAACCUGAAAAGUUUGUCCUGACCAUCAAAGAAACACGGCUCAAUGAUACUGGACUUUACUUUUGUGUAAAACUGUGCCAACUUAACGUGACUUUUUUGAAGAGAACGUUUCUGAGGAUAAAAGGUAAAUAAAAUACACUUCACAGACUUUUUACUUCCUUAAAUUAUAUCAACCCUAAGUGAUAUCAGCAGAUAUAAUGUUCCACAUGAAAAUAGAUGUAAGAAUAAAUCUCAUAACUUCCAUUUACAUACCCUGACUUUAACUUUGAACUUUACUUGAAAUACUUCCUUGAGCAAAAUCUCUGUUUUUCUCUUUAAAAUCUAUAAUGACCAGGACCUGAUAUCACUGCAAUCGCUCAAGACAUUUCACCUGAUCCAGAAGACUCAAAGACUCUGCAGUGUUCAGUCCUCAGAGACAAGAGCAGCAAAACCUGUCCAGAUAAACCCAGAGUGUUCUGGUUCAGAUCUGGAUCAGAUGAUUCCCGUCCCAGUGUCAUUUACACUCAUGGAAACAAAAGUGAUGGAUGUGAGGAGAGUCCAGAGACUCCCUCUCUGCAGAGAUGUGUCUACAGCUUUUCUAAGACCGUCAGCUCCUCUGAUGAUGGGACUUAUUACUGUGCUGUGGUCGCAUGUGGAGAGAUACUGAUUGGAAAUGGAACAAAACUCACCUCUGAAGGUAAGUACAGUUCAUUUCAUAUGAACCAUUAGCAUUUAUUUCAUAUCUGAUCUGAUCCAUGUUUGGAAAAGUUAACCUAUUCAUCUAUUUUAAAGGAAUAAUGUGCAGUUUUAAACAAAAAUGUUGUCAUUUGAUAUGUUGUGCAAACAUUUAUCCAGAAUUUGAAAAGUUUUUCCACAAAAGUGAUUGUUGUAAAAUUUUAAAUCAACUGUAAUUUUUUACUGAAAUAAUUGUGAACCUCAAGUAUUUGCUUUAUUUCAGGAAACAACAUGCAGCAUUCGAAGACCAACAUAGCUCUCUAUCUGCUUUCAGCUGCUUUGGUUCUUUGUCUGUUUGUUAUAGUUUUUCUGGUUUGUACAAUCAGGACAAUUUCUUGCAAUGGUAAUGGAAAUUUUCUAACAUCAUUUAUCAACCAAAGAGUUAAUAUUACAGCUCUGUUUCAAUUGAUAGACUUUAUAUUUGAUUUGGUUUUAACACAGCGGCUGUUGAUCCGUGUGGAAAUGCUGCGACCUCCAGCACAGAUCAGCAAAGUCUGCAGGUGAGAGAUUGACAGAAAUGUUAAAAUACUGAAAGUCUUUGUUUCCGUUAAUUUUAAUAUCAGCCUUAUCAUUACAUUUCCUGGUGUAUAUCCUCAGAGAGAUGAGAGCUCACUGGUUUAUGCCGCACCAGCGUUUUCUAAGAAGAGGAAAACUGACAAAGGACCGAGAAGAAAUGUAAAACCAGCAGAGGACCAGAUUAUCUACAGCGGCGUCAGAACUGCUGCGACAGACUGA
Molecule: messenger RNA, 1813 nt
Organism: Xyrichtys novacula (pearly razorfish)
Lineage: Eukaryota; Metazoa; Chordata; Actinopteri; Labriformes; Labridae
Source: the annotation of a GenBank genome assembly